Messenger RNA from Phragmites australis (common reed), 951 nucleotides. RefSeq names its product peptidyl-prolyl cis-trans isomerase FKBP17-2, chloroplastic. The record is from RefSeq and is a predicted model, not a curated record. Gene Ontology annotation, cellular component: chloroplast. The coding region runs from base 93 to 818 and encodes 241 amino acids. Gene Ontology annotation, molecular function: peptidyl-prolyl cis-trans isomerase activity. The transcript is spliced from 2 exons. NCBI's taxonomy places the organism in Eukaryota, Viridiplantae, Streptophyta, Magnoliopsida, Poales, Poaceae.
AAACAUAGAAAAGCAAACGAGAAAAAAAAAGGAAAGCGCGAAAUAUCCAACUCCGUCGUCCUAGUUCACCCAAGAAGUACCGAACAACCACAAUGGCCACCUUCCUGGGCAGCUCGCCGGCGUUUCUCUUAAGCCCGGUCGCCAAGCCGCACGUCUCCUGCUCGCAGUCCUCGCGCCCGCCCAGCCAGCCGCCAAACGGCGAGCAGCCGCAGCCGCAGCAGUCCGUGCAAGCGCGGCCGCAGGCGCCGAGGCCGAAGCGCGCGGGAGGCGCGGACUCGACGGACUGGGUGGCGUCGUCGCUGACGCGGCGGUUCGGGAUCGGCGCCGGGCUGGCCUGGGCGGGGUUCCUGGCCGUUGGCGUCGUGUCGGAGCAGCUCAAGACACGCCUCGAGGUCGCGCAGCAGCAGGCCAACACCAAGGACGUGGAGCAAGAGCAGGAGGUCGUCCUGCCCAACGGAAUCCGGUACUACGAGAUGCGCGUCGGCGGCGGCGACGUCCCGCGGCCUGGCGAUCUGGUGGUGAUCGAUCUGCAGGGCCGGGUGUCCGGCGGGGAGGCGUUCGUGGACACGUUCGGCGAGGGCAAGCGGCCGCUAGCGCUGGUCAUGGGGUCCAGGCCGUACACCAGGGGCAUGUGCGAGGGCGUCGAGUACGUGCUGCGGUCCAUGAAGGCCGGCGGCAAGCGGCGAGUCAUCGUCCCGCCGAGCCUCGGGUUCGGUGACGACGGCGCCGACUUCGGGGAAGAAGGUGCGCAGAUACCGCCCCGGGCGACGCUGGAGUACGUCGUGCGGGUCGACAAGGUGUCCAUCGCGCCGGCAUGAGGCUCUGGGCGCAAGUAGAUUCAGCAGCUUUGUGCUCUUGUGCCUUUCGUUGCACGGUUCUACAGGCAUUUGGCAGCAUGACCUUACAGUUGUUGUAGCCGCCGAAACCUUCCCAAGAAUAAUCUUCCCAAGA